Messenger RNA from Myxocyprinus asiaticus (Chinese sucker), 3663 nucleotides. It is a transcript of the gene nfe2l1a, whose product is annotated as nfe2 like bZIP transcription factor 1a. Gene Ontology annotation, cellular component: nucleus. Bases 214 to 2469 code for a protein of 751 amino acids. The transcript has 6 exons. The record is from RefSeq and is a predicted model, not a curated record. Gene Ontology annotation, biological process: regulation of transcription by RNA polymerase II. Gene Ontology annotation, molecular function: RNA polymerase II cis-regulatory region sequence-specific DNA binding; DNA-binding transcription factor activity, RNA polymerase II-specific. NCBI's taxonomy places the organism in Eukaryota, Metazoa, Chordata, Actinopteri, Cypriniformes, Catostomidae.
GAGACCUUCCACCACUUACAUGUCACAUAAAAACGCGCACAGUACAGUUCUCCGAUUCAGAAUAACCUGCUCUCACUUCUUGAUUGCACCCUCUCCAAGGACAAGAAUUUUAUGCAACUAUUUUUUUUUUUCUAUUAAGCUGGACACAAAGACACACUCAUUGAAGCUGAGACCAUCUAAGCUCAUUCUUUGCUCUUGGCAUUGGUUUGGGCCAUGCUGGACCUGAAGAAGUACCUCACAGAGGGCCUGAUUCAAGUGGCUAUUGUUCUCAGUCUGGCUGGGAUGCAUGUGGACGUGGAUCCUUACCUGCCCCCUCUCAGCGAAAUCAUUUUGGACCCGAGUUCAGCUAUACCUCAGACCCAAUUCCACAAUCUUCGAAACAUCCUGGAUGGAUGUAACCUACAUCCAAAGAGCAUAGACCUAGAUGGGUUCUUCACAACCCGCAGGCUCUUGAGUUGUGUGCGAUCCCUCGAUCGUCUGCAGGUGCCAGCAGCGGAGCUGGAAGCCUGGUUGGUCCACAGGGAGCCUGAGAAUGGAGUAUCUAUUUCGGCCCAGAUGGGCCUCCUUGUGGAGGAUGACGGACUUGAGGAUGUGGAGGACUCCUCAGAGCUAAGCAUGAGGUUGGGAAGUGGAGGAGAAUUGGGAUAUGACUUAGCUGAAGAUGAAACUCUAGGCACUUUGGGGCAUAUGUCAAGAGGCCUCAACAAUUCAGACCACGAUGACCUAAUUAAAGAGGAGGGAGAUGGUAUGACUUUAUUGUGGGAACAGGGACCUCAGCAAAACAUCCACCAGGACCAGUUGGAAAAUGUAGGAAUCCAACCUCUCACCUUGUUUGAUGAUGAUGAGGAGGAGAAGGAGGAGGAGGAAGAUGAGUUUAUGGUGGAUGGCUGGAGAAAUACAAAUCCAUUUAGCAGCCAAAUGUUUGGAGAGGAUGUACAGUUGUCUGGCAUAAGGGAGGACACUUCUCAUUCCAUUGAAGAGUGCUUGCGUUUCAUCGAUGUUAACGUCUCAGAAGAGGAUCCAGAGCUGACAGGUCCUGAUGUUCAGAAUGUAGAGGAACAUACACUUCAGUUCCAGAGGCCCCUACUCUCGCCCUUGUUGCCUGAACAGGAAUCCACAUUCAGCCUAGAGCAACAGUGGCAAGAUGUAUUGGCCAUCAUGGAGUCACAGGGCAUGGAUACAGUUGAAACAAUUAGUGAUUCUGUCCUCAGUAUGAGUGAGUCAGACAGGAAUAUUGGAUCCAUGGAAAACUUUAUUCAUCAGGAUGUUAGCCUUCACCAAGCCACCCUGCCAACAAUCAAUGAAGGUCCCAGCACAAACAGCAUCAUGAUGGACGAAAACUCCAUGCAAAACAUCAACUUGGAAACCUCUUCUAAUGUAAACGUAGCUUUUGAAGACUCUGAUAUCAUAGAUCUCCUUCUGACCCCUGGGACUAAUAGUUCAGUUAACAGUAACUACCUACCUACCUUGUUUGAGCAAGAAGGCCUAACAGUCCCUUUAGAUUCUCUUUUGGAAGAGGCCAUGCUUGAUGAAAUUGGCCUUAUGGAUUUUGCAUUGGAAAGAUUUAGCCAGACACAAUUUGCCCAAUUUGAGGAGCAAAACCAAGCAGAUUCUGACUCUGGUUUAUCCCUUAACUAUAGCCAAAGCCCCACUUCCACUAGUAGAUCUAUGUCUUCUAGUUCCUUAUCAUCUUCAUGCUCCUCAUCACCUUCCAGCCCAUCACCUGGUUUGAUGCCCGAGGAAGGGGCUGUGGGCUACACCAGUGUCAAGGAAGAGGAAGGAGCUGUAGGUGGCUACACGCCAGAACAAACAAAAAUGUGUCAUAGAAGUUAUUUGGAAGCCAGGCAGUUUCAUCGUCUCCCCUGGCUUGAGCACAUUGGGCAUGAUCAUACCUACAACCAACCUCAAUCUUUCAGCCAGAAAAAAUCUCCAAAACAGCCCUUCGAUGAUCCGUUUGAGGAAAAUACGCUGGAGCAUAUGUCGAGUCGGGAUGAGAAACAUGCUCGUGCCUUGAAUAUUCCAUUCCCCAACGAAUGUAUCAUAAAUUUACCUGUUGACGAGUUCAAUGAGUUGCUAGCAAAAUAUCAUCUCAACGAGGCUCAGCUCACGCUUAUCAGAGACAUACGUCGCAGGGGUAAAAACAAAAUGGCUGCUCAAAACUGUAGACGAAGGAAACUAGGUAUCUUACUGGGAUUAGAGCAUAGCGUAGAUGGCCUGCGACGCCACCGUGCCAGACUGCUCAGGGAAAAGUCUGAGAUCUCGUGCUCACUCAGGGAAAUUAAGCAACGCCUAAACAGUCUGUAUCAAGAGGUAUACGAGAGGCUAAGAGAAGAACAGGGACUGCUCUACUCUGACAGCAACUUCACCUUGCAGCAAGACAGCGUCAGCCCUGUUACACUCGUUUCACAACGCAGAUCAAAUUCACACUCCAAACGUAAACUUGGCAAGAGACAAAAAGACAAAAAGUGAAAGGGAGGACAAAGGUGAUAAGCUAAUGUUCAUUAGUUCUGCAGGCUAGACAAUGAAAUCACAAGAUCCAGUGAAAACAGGCUCAGGAGAAAUGCUCUCUACUGUGAAGUCUACCUGCUGGUUUUCCACGGUUCAAAGGAAAUUUGCACCAGGCAGGGUGUUUUUAACCCAAGGGAUCAUACAUAAAUAUUCACUACACAGCCUGUGUUGGCACAUAACACAGCUUGCAAGAACCCAAAGUUCCACAGAAAUAAUGUUAUUUUAAGAUCCAGAGUUGUAAGACAAGGCAAAUAAUGCAAAAGAAAUGCAUGGAAAGGAGGGAAAUUCAGACUGGGCUACAAGAAAUGAAGCCUUUUUCAUGGGCUUGAUGUGAACAUGACAUUGCAUGCUCCACAGCAGACAUUAACCAGACAAUCUAUGCAACAUUGCCUUGCCAAAGUGUGCACUCAGAGAAAGUCUGUAAGAGCUAGGGCACCAAUUGGGAUAUUAUAAUUGGCCUCACAUUACAUGACAGCAAUAAAUAUCCAAUACUUAAAGUAUGGAUUCAAAACUAUGGCCUCUCGUCUUAACACACAGAGCCCCCUUGAAUUUCAAGGAUUUUGACCUACAUGAGAAAUGGAUUUGUCUGUCUCGUUUAAUUGAUCAGUGGUUCUCACCCUUUUUGACUCCGAGGCGCAGCAUUGACCAAGAUUAUUUUCAAAGCCCCCAAUCUGGAGUGACGAUAGAUUACAACAAUUUAUCACAAUUUCAUGAUUCCCGAGGUUUCAAUAACUGUUAGUUUUGCAUGCUGUAGGCCUAAAUCUUGAUUUUGUGCCUUUACCAAUGUAAUUAUUUUAACUGGUCAUCUUGCCCCCUUGAAAGUAUAUUGAGGCCCCAGUUCCCUGGUUCAGAACUACUGUAAUAGAUCACAUUACUGUAAUGUAAUGGUAAAAUAUACGUGUACAAAAUAUAGUUUAUGCAACUUGAUUUACAUUGUUUUGUAAAAUAAAAACAAUUUAUAUUAAAUUGUUUAUGCACAUUGUUAAAUAUUUUGCAGUGAAUUUAUAUUGACAAGCUGGGAUUGUUCUUUUGUUUUAAUUAAAAGAUGUUCAUUAUACUGCAUUUUCUAAUGCAUGAAUUCUUCAAUUCAAUAAAAAAAAAUGUUGUAAAGAAAUGCACUGAAAAAGAAUUAAUAAUAAAAAAAAAAAAAGUGUU